UACCUGGGCCAGGUGAGCGAGCUGUAUUGCACAGCUAGGGUGGGAACCUGGUCGAAGAGCGAUAAUGGCAUCACAUCCACGCAGAGUUCGACUGAAACCCUGGCUAGUAGCUCAAGUAGACAGUGGAAUGUAUCCAGGUCUUCUUUGGCUUAACAGGGAUGCAAAGCGAUUUCAAAUUCCUUGGAAGCAUGCAACUCGACAUAGUCCUCAGCAUGAAGAAGAAAAUACCAUUUUUAAGGCGUGGGCUGUGGAAACAGGAAAGUAUCAAGAAGGGGUUGAUGAUCCUGAUCCCGCAAAAUGGAAAGCCCAACUCCGCUGUGCUCUCAACAAAAGCCGUGAAUUCAAGCUCAUAUACGAUGGCACCAAAGAAGUACCAAUGAAUCCAAUUAAAAUUUAUGAAGUAUGUGACAUCCCACCAUCCCUGACGCCAAUCAUUAAUCCUGGUUCCACCGGUUCAGCUCCAUGGGAUGAAAAGGAUAAUGAUGUAGAUGAUGAAGAUGAAGAUGAAUUAAAUGAGUCUCAAAACGUAGCAAUACAGGACAGUUUUCCGUUUCUUAAUAUCAAUGAUUCCCCAAUGGCUCCUGCUAGUGCAGAGACCUGUAGCCCUGAAGCUGUGUGGCCAAAGAAUGAGCCUGAAGAUGUGGAGAUGCCAAUGCCUCCUGCGCUGCCAGCUCUACAGCAUGAUAUGUACAGCUCUCCUGAACUUUGGAUUAGUUCUCUUCCUAAUCUCGAAAUCAAAUUUGAAUAUCGAGGCAAGGAGUUUGGGCAGACAAUGACUGUGAGCAACCCCCAAGGCUGCAGACUUUUCUAUGGAGAAUUAGGUCCUAUGCCAGAUCAAGAAGAACUCUUUGGGCCUAUUAAUUUGGAGCAAGUCAAGUUUCCAGGGCCCGAACCCAUCACGAAUGAAAAGCAAAAGCUGUUCACCAGUCGACUGCUUGAUGUAAUGGACAGAGGGUUAAUACUAGAAGUCAGUGGUCAUGCUAUCUAUGCUAUCAGGCUUUGCCAGUGCAAAGUAUAUUGGUCUGGGCCAUGUGCACCUUCCCCUACCACACCAAACUUAAUUGAAAGACAGAAGAGAGUUAAGGUCUUUUGUUUGGAAACAUUUCUAAGUGAGUUAAUUGCCCAUCAGAAAGGACAGAUUAGUAAACAGCCACCAUAUGAGAUCUACUUUUGUUUUGGAGAGGAAUGGCCAGAUGGAAAAUCAAAAGAGCGAAAGCUGAUUGUUGUUCAGGUAAUUCCAGUUGUAGCCCGGAUGAUCUAUGAAAUGUUCUCUGGUGACUUCACCCGCUCCUUUGACAGUGGCAGUGUGCGUCUACAGAUCUCUAUUCCGGAUAUCAAGGAUAACAUUGUUGCCCAGCUAAAACAACUCUACCGUCUGCUGCAGAAUCACCAAGAAGGCUGGCCAGUGCAACCACCAAAUAUGCAGAUGACCCCACCCCUCACAGCACAGUGAUGACCCAGUCUUGGAUAGACAAGCAAUUGUCUGAAUUCUUCAGUUCUAGAUUGAAAUUAAUUGAAAUAAAAACACUUUUAAAUAUUUCUUCACAGUGACAUUUUAAUGACAAAUAUUGAUACACAAUAUAAUCUGUCAUAAAUAAUUUUGCAAAAGUUGAUCUAGUUAAAAUACACGUAGACAAGCAUAUUUCUCUAGAAAUGUUUUCACUUUUAUACAUGUAACUAUAUAAAUAUAAAGUUUAAACUUUUCCUUGCUUGCAUGUAAUGCUGUGGUGCUUUUUAAAAAAAAUAUAAUAAUAAGUUUGACAGGAAUACUUAUUUCACUCCUCUAUUCUUAGAGUAUUUUUAUAACACAGUUUAAAUGCAUUCUAUUAAUUCAUGAUUACU
This is a messenger RNA of Protobothrops mucrosquamatus (brown spotted pit viper), 1842 nucleotides long. It is a transcript of the gene IRF6, whose product is annotated as interferon regulatory factor 6. Gene Ontology annotation, molecular function: DNA-binding transcription factor activity, RNA polymerase II-specific; protein binding; RNA polymerase II cis-regulatory region sequence-specific DNA binding. Gene Ontology annotation, biological process: regulation of transcription by RNA polymerase II; immune system process. The record is from RefSeq and is a predicted model, not a curated record. The coding region runs from base 65 to 1453 and encodes 462 amino acids. NCBI's taxonomy places the organism in Eukaryota, Metazoa, Chordata, Lepidosauria, Squamata, Viperidae. Gene Ontology annotation, cellular component: nucleus. The transcript is spliced from 8 exons.